This is a messenger RNA of Limulus polyphemus (Atlantic horseshoe crab), 1198 nucleotides long. RefSeq names its product cyclin-G1-like. The transcript is spliced from 6 exons. The record is from RefSeq and is a predicted model, not a curated record. NCBI's taxonomy places the organism in Eukaryota, Metazoa, Arthropoda, Merostomata, Xiphosura, Limulidae. Gene Ontology annotation, cellular component: nucleus; cyclin-dependent protein kinase holoenzyme complex; cytoplasm. Gene Ontology annotation, biological process: regulation of cyclin-dependent protein serine/threonine kinase activity; mitotic cell cycle phase transition. Gene Ontology annotation, molecular function: cyclin-dependent protein serine/threonine kinase regulator activity. Bases 173 to 1198 code for a protein of 341 amino acids.
UUGUUUUGAAUGAUUAAAUUUCGUGAAAGAUAGGUGGAGUUCGUGGAACUGAGAAGAUAAUCCUUAAACACUGUUAAAUGACAAGCCAAUACUGGAGAUACUUUGCCACGAGAGAUACUAUGUAUAAAUCAUCAGUGUAAGAGCAUGGCUGAAAUGCUGAAAAUCUGUGGGAAUGGACCAGAUGGAGAGGGAAGUGCAUGGUGUGGGUACAGUUUGGGAGAAAACCAUUAAGGAGACUUGGAAUUUGCUGGAUAAGGUCUUGAAGGAAGAGAAUCUUUUCAGUUGCCAUUCUUUUACAUGUCUUCCUCGUAUGGAAAAGGGCCAAGAGGAGGUCACUGGGGUCAUGAGAGACAAUAUGGCUCAGGUUCUUAAGUGCCUGAAAGUCUUGUAUGAUCUUCCAUCAAAGACGUUUAUUACAGCUCUUCAAAUGUUGGACAUGUUUCUUGGAAAAAUCAAGACUCAACCUAAACACCUAUCUUGCAUUGCACUGAGCUGCCUACAUCUCUCUUUGAGCGGGAUGGAAAAAACGAAGAAGAUAUCUCCUUCAGAACUAAUCAGAAUCAGCCAGAAUCCUUGUAGUGCUCGAGACGUGCUGCGUAUGGAAGGAAUCAUUAUCCAGAAGCUAGGCUGGCAACAGGAACCAGUAACAGCCUUGAACUUCUUGCAGUUAUUCUAUACGCUAUACUGCUAUGCUUCCGAGAUAACCAGGAAAGGAGAACGCCAUAUAAAGAGUCCCGUUACUUUCUCACUGGAAGAAUGUACAAGGAAGCUUGAAGUGCUGGCGUGCAGUCACUUGAGUAUGGGCUUUAAGGGGAGUGUUUUAGCUCUAGCUAUACUGAGCAAGGAGAUACAAACUCAAGAAGAUAACUGCUGGAAUUGGAAAGCUUGUAUAGCAGACCUCCAGUUUUAUUGCAAGAUAAAGCGCCAAGAGCUGAAAUCUGCACAAGCAGUUGUUACGAGAGUGCUUUCAGUCUACAAUCAAAAGUGCUGUCUUCCUGAUCCACUGAGACAGAAACUUUCUUGGAAGUUAUCGGUUCGCACUUUGAGGCAGUUGAGGUUACUGAAUCGCUGGCGCUUUAGUCAACUGAAACCAGUGUACGAAGUGGAGAGCUGUCCAAGUGGUGUCGACUUACCGUGGUUAGUUUGUAAUCUUUUAGAUUUAAUAGUAAGUUUCGAAGUUGACAUCCCUAACAGUUAA